CACUUUGCUAAGCCGACAGACCAAGAGACUUCUGUGACCAUGCUCGGCCGAAUCGCUCUCCGCAAGGCGGUGCUCCGCUCGUCCAAGCUGGCGUCUGCCCAGAACCUGCGCCCCAUGGGCCUGCACACCACGGGCGUCGUGCGCAAGCAGGAGGAGGCCUCUGAGGAGAUCCCCGUCCCCACGGAGGGCCUGCUGGACCAGGCCGGUCUCACGGACUGGAAGAUCUCGGCCCCGAUCAUCGGCGCCCUGGCCAUCCCCGCCAUCUCCAACCACUUCUACGUGCUGAACGAGGAGUCCCAGCUGGCUUGCUGCUUCUUCCUCUUCUGCUCGGCCGCGUACAAGUUCGGCGGCGAGAUGAUCGCCUCGUACUUUGACGAGCGCGCUGCCGCCAUUCUGGGUGAGCACAACGCCGUGGAGGACGCCAACCUGAACCUGGCCAAGGAGACCCUUGAAACCCACAAGGCCAUGCUGAACAUCCACGAGGACAUCGCCGCCGUGGCGGAGGCCCACAAGGAGGCCGUGGCCCUCAUGUGCGAGGUGCAGGCCUACAAGCUGCGCCACAAGACGCGCGACACGUUCGUCAAGAACCUCGAGUCGAUCCGCGAGAUCGAGGCCAGCUACAACCUGGAGCUGCAGAAGAGCAUGGUGGCCAACGCCACCAGCAAGGUGCGCGCCGUCGUGGAGAAGGGCGACAAGAAGCUCAAGGACGCCGCCUUCAAGAAUGCCCUGGACGUUCUGGGCAACGCCAAGGUGGACGAGAACAAGGAGGACGACGUGGCUGCUCUCUUCACUAAGGAGCUGCGCGCCUACGCCGCCGACCUGGAGGCCAAGCAGGGCCAGGUGGUCAAGCUCACGGAGGCCGAGCAGAGCGAGCUGCAGGCCGACCUGGACGCCUACAUGAAGCGCUUCGACCUCGAGGACGCCGACUUCAAGGCCCCCAAGGAGGUCAAGCUCGAGCUCAUGUAAGCUGCUGGCGUUCUCUGACCCGACCGUACGUGCAGUGUGGGAAAGCCAAGUGAGCAAAAGCUACGCAGACUCGUGGCCUCGGCAGUUUAAAAAUGAAUGGACCAUCCAUCUACUUGAGAGAAUAAGCAGACGGCUGAGCAAACAGUCCACCAUC
Messenger RNA from Phytophthora sojae, 1120 nucleotides. RefSeq lists its product as hypothetical. The record is from RefSeq and is a predicted model, not a curated record. Gene Ontology annotation, biological process: proton motive force-driven ATP synthesis. Gene Ontology annotation, molecular function: proton transmembrane transporter activity. The coding region runs from base 40 to 966 and encodes 308 amino acids. NCBI's taxonomy places the organism in Eukaryota, Oomycota, Peronosporomycetes, Peronosporales, Peronosporaceae. The transcript is spliced from 3 exons.